Porites lobata is the source of this 3818-nucleotide messenger RNA. Lineage: Eukaryota; Metazoa; Cnidaria; Anthozoa; Scleractinia; Poritidae. The record is from the annotation of a GenBank genome assembly.
AUGAGGGAUUUACAGAUCAGGAAACUCUGUCUAAAUAUUAGCGUUGGAGAGAGUGGUGACAGAUUGACCCGUGCUGCUAAAGUUCUGGAACAGCUUACAGGGCAACAGCCUGUUUUCUCUAAAGGUAGAAAUUAAGAGAAUCAUUAGUGUUUUAUCUGUUAUUGAGAAAGCAAGAAGUUGGUUCAAAAUACAAUGCAUAGAGCUCGCUUAGCCUAAGAAAACAGCUGAAAUUUGGCGAUGUCACCAACUGUUUCCCCACAAAAUGAUGUCUGAGAAACAAGCACAGCUGAGAAACGAGCACAGAAAUUCCAUACUGAUGGCGUGUCACUACCCAGAUCUGGGUGGUGCUUCUGUUUGGUUGAAGCAAUUUUCGUGAGCGGCACGACCAAGCAGAAGCACUUCUUAGAUCUGGGUAAUGACGCUUCAUUAGUGUGGAAUUUCUCAGACGUCAUUUCGCGGGGAAUUCAGUAGUGGUGUCGCGAAAUGCUGGCUGUUUUCUCAGGCUAAGACCACCUUUGAUACCUCAGGGACAAGUAAAACCACAGUUGGUCCUAGCAUGGUAUAACUGACCGGUUCUUUGGAUGAUGAUGAUGAUGAUGAUGAUAUAGUAAUAGCAAUAAUAAUAAUAACAAUAAUAAUAAUGUUAAACUGUUUUAAUAACAAUAAUCAUUUUAAUAAUAAGAAGAAUGAAUGAUGCACGUGUCAUCAGCUUCCCCCAGGGGUAGGACCCCAUGGGAGAAUACAAGGAGGAAUUCUCUGUCCUUAGGGAGGGGAAAAUUUGUUGCUUUCCAUUAUCUUGAAAGGAAAGGGGUGAGGGAAUUCAGAUUUUUAUAACAUCAUAGACAGCAACCCUUCUCUAGCCUGUAACUAUUGAGAAUAUUAAUGUGAGCAUUUUUAUAUGGAGUGGAGAUCAGGGGCAUUUUUCAGUGAGAAGCACUUGACCGAGGAAAUUUGUUUUGUUAGCCAGUUUGGUAACCUGUAUUUAGCAGUCAUGUGCCAAGUAACAUAUAGUGUUUUUAUUAGAAAGUCUUAAUGGUCUUUCCAAAGUAUUAGAGUGGAAAAUGUUUUUAAGGCAGCCCUCUUGUUUAUUCCAAACCCUCCAUGUUAUAUUGCAUUCUGGUGACCAAUGGUUUAUUUCUUGGAUUCAUUUUAACAAAAAGGGAAAAAAAGUUUAAUUCAGAGCUCUAAAGGUUUUUACAAAUGUUAAAACUUAGGCAUAGUGAAUGGUUACCUAUGAAAUGUAAACUAAUCUUAAAUUGAAGAAUCAUUCUGUGUGUUUCUUCCCAUCUCGCAAAAUUUUUCCUGCAAAGUCUCAGAUUUUUAUAACCAUCCUCUCAGCCUCAAGCUAGUGAGUAUUCUGUUAAGAGAAACUUUUUUACCCUUUAGCUCGUUAUACCGUGAGGUCUUUUGGAAUUCGAAGAAAUGAGAAGAUCUCAGUUCAUUGUACUGUACGAGGUCCAAAGGCAGAAGAAAUCUUGGAGAAGGGCUUGAAAGUGCGGGAAUAUGAGUUAAACAAAGGAAACUUCUCUGCUACAGGUUUACUGUAUUUACAUUAUUUUUUACUUUUACCUGCGUUGAAAGCGGGGCUUUGGUAGUGAUAUUAAAAAGCUUAAGGAACAACAACGCUGACAGCUACGAAAAAUUAGGGCUGCUUCAGUCAACUUCAACGUGCUCAUUCCAUCUUGUUCAAUUUGUCAAAUGUUGGCAAUUUUUUUCUGGAGUUGAAUUCCAAAAGACUGUGUCAAAGUUCAAGAAAAGAAAAAGAAAGUCUUGUCUUGUGUUCAUGUCCUCCACAAAAUGUGAAAUAAGGAAUUUUUGUGUGGUAGUUCUGCAAUGACAGCAAAGAAAUAACAAAAAGGGUGAUGCACGUCCAAUUUUGUUGUUUUGCCAAUCUAUUGUGCCUAUUGCUUUUUUACCCUUCUUGCUGACGUUGCCGUAGUUGAUGCUUAAGCAUCCUAUUAUCUGUGACUUUUGCCGAUUUCUUCACAAGCUUUCUCUUACCAUGUUGAAAUAAUGUUCAUUCAUUCCACAUGUGGUUUUUGGCUCACAAUAAUACUGAUAACAAAAUCUUUUCUGAAAAUGAAGAAAUGAUCAUCACAGUGAACGCAAUUUAUGCAAUUGCGUAAAGAAGCCUGCAGAAAAUUCAGGCCUUCAACGGGGUUUAAACCCGUGAACUCACUAUUACUGGUGCGAUGCUCUCCCUUGAAAUCCUGAAUUUCUUUCAGGCUUCUUUACGCAAUUGCAUAAAAUUGCGUUCACUGCGAUGAUCAUUUCUUCAUUUUCAUUUCAUUUCCGCAGUUCAUAUACGAUUUAUUUCAUAUAUCAUUAACACUCAUUUCUUUCAUGGGAACAUAUAAACCCACAAUUGACCUGCUUCCAGUGUCAGUGGCUUCAUAGCUCAGUUGGCAGAGCAUCGCACCAGUAAUCGCGAGGUCACGAAAUCAAACCCCGUUGAAGUCCAGAAUUUUUUUCAGGCUUCUUUACGCAAUUGCAUAAAUUGUGUUCACUGCGACGAUCAUUUCGUUAUUUUCAUUUCAUUUCCGCAGUUCAUAUAUGAUUUAUUUCAUAUAUCAUUAACAAAAUCUUUUUGUCGCUGAUCUGCUUCAGGAAACUUUGGCUUUGGAAUCCAGGAGCAUAUUGAUCUAGGAAUAAAGUAUGACCCAACCAUUGGUAUUUAUGGCAUGGAUUUCUAUGUGGUCCUUGGUCGUCCUGGAUUCAACGUGGCAAAGAGAAAAAGAGCCAAGGCUCACGUGGGAUUUCCACACAGGAUUACCAAGGAAGAGUCCAUGAAGUGGUUCCAGCAGAAGGUAUGAGUAAAGCUCUGAAUAAUUUAUACCUUUUGUGGGGUGUGACUGUGGUAUGUGUUAAUCUCAUAGAAGUUUACAAUAAACAAUAGAAACGGUAGAGACUUGGUAAAUUUUAUGCAAAAGUAAGGUGUGUAAUCUCCAGCACUUUGUUAAAUAAUCAAUUACGAUGUUGGUUAAAAGUAAAAAGGCUUAAAGGCUUGUUUACAGUGGAAAGUGCACUUAGCUUAUCCAGCUAGUUUACUGGCUUUCCACUCAACUACUUGGAAACAAAUAAUUCAAAUACAACAUAACAGGAUUAAAAACCCCAACUGGCAGGGGGCAACCAGUUGGCUAUUUACAAGCAUGGCCGAGGAUUUGAACUCAGGAUGACCGAGAACAAAUCCAGCAAGUUGCCUGAACGGGACUCAACCCGGUACCACCGGAUUGCGAGUCGUACGCAUUGACCACUUGGCCACUCUGCCUCCUAAGUAAUGAAGCCUGCGUGGCAGGCAUUGAAAGGGCUGGACAAUCCCACUUUUCUCCUCCCCCACCCUCCCCUUUUUUUGUGCCUACCACACCGGCUAAAAUCAUGAGAAAGUUUUUGUUCAGGGAUCCUGUGUGGCUUUUCUCUUCAAGUCUCCUUGUUAUAUGUCAGUUAACCCUUUAAGUCCCAAUAUCAACAUACAAAUUCUCCAAACUGAUCUCCAUACAUUUCCUUUAAGAAUCAGUUGAGAGAAUUUAAUAACAGAUCAAGGUUUUUUCUCUUUGGUGAUCAUUUGUUAAUUCUCAUAACUGUAUCUCUUGACAAUUACUGGAUAUUGUUAGGAGAAAAUUGAUGCUGGUCACUAUCGGGGCUUAAAGGGUUAACUAGUUGCCUGACAUAGUUCAGAUUUAGACUUGAUAUAACAAUGAUGUGAGGCUACUCGGUUAAAAUUUUCAUCGCUCAAGGGCGAUAAAUUAAUGGCUUUUGUUCCCUUUAUUUUGUUUUUCUUUCAGUACGAUGGAAUCCUCCUUAAUCCCAAGAAACAUUAA